Pangasianodon hypophthalmus (striped catfish) is the source of this 4777-nucleotide messenger RNA. RefSeq names its product vesicle-associated membrane protein 2 (gene vamp2). Gene Ontology annotation, biological process: SNARE complex assembly; vesicle fusion; vesicle-mediated transport. The transcript is spliced from 5 exons. The coding region runs from base 339 to 677 and encodes 112 amino acids. The record is from RefSeq and is a predicted model, not a curated record. Gene Ontology annotation, molecular function: SNAP receptor activity; syntaxin-1 binding. NCBI's taxonomy places the organism in Eukaryota, Metazoa, Chordata, Actinopteri, Siluriformes, Pangasiidae. Gene Ontology annotation, cellular component: plasma membrane; SNARE complex.
GUUCUCUUAAUCCGAGAGCAUCCAUUUUUUAUGUACGCAGGCUGCUCAGUGUCGGAGCUCGGACACACUAAACCUGCUCAUUUUAAUUAAAAUAAUAAAUAAAUAAAUAAAAUAAACAGUGCGGGAGGAAAAAAAAAACCCAAAACAGAACAACAGCGUGCGUGUGUGUGCGCGUGUUUGCGAGAAGAAGCGCGCGCGCCCUUAUAAUAAAAAAAAACCGAGAGAAGGAGAGAGGAAAAGAAGAAAAAGAGAGAGAGAGAGAGAGAGAGAGAGAGAAAACGCCGUUUACACCAUCUUUCUGUCGGAUUUGUGUGUGCACGCGCCAACACUAAAGAGAAAUGUCUGCUCCAGCCCCCGCCGGCGCCCCCGCCCCUGAAGGAGGGAAUCAGCCUCCUCCCAACCUGACCAGCAACCGCCGCCUACAGCAGACGCAGGCUCAGGUGGACGAGGUGGUGGAUAUCAUGCGUGUGAACGUGGAUAAAGUUCUGGAGAGGGACCAGAAGCUCUCAGAGCUGGAUGACCGAGCCGACGCGCUGCAGGCCGGAGCCUCUCAGUUCGAGACCAGCGCUGCCAAACUCAAGAAUAAAUACUGGUGGAAGAAUGCCAAGAUGAUGAUAAUCCUGGGGGUGAUAUGUGUGAUCGUGCUCAUCGUCAUCAUCGUCUACUUCAGCACCUAAAGAGUGAGUUUCCUACCCCACCCUGCGCCCGAUUUACAACUAUUCAAUCACUACCCAACAAACGAGUGUAAAUCUGUGCCCUCGAUGACCCCCUGUACGGACCCCGGUCUCUCUGCGUCCCCACGUCCGGCCUCUGAGCGUGUGUGUGUGUGUGAGUGAGUGUGUGUGUGAGUGUGUGUCCUCUGUAAAUACCUCCCGCUUUUCUGAGAUCUCUGAAAGCAGACGGUAAUCCCGGUAAAUCUCUCGGUGUGUGUACGACUUGUCCUUAUUUGUAGAGUUUUAUUUGUAGAGUUCGUGUGUGGGUGUGCGUUUGUAUUUUUUUUUUAUUGUUUUAUUUUUUGUAUGACUUCUUUGGCUUGAAAAAACUGCCUAUGAAUCUGUGUGUAUAUACCGCACGAUGUGUGUCAGUUAUUCUAUGCUUGUAGUUUACUUCUUUAACCGAGAUACUCUUCCAAAACCCAAUCUCUCUCUCUCUGUCUUUCUCUCUCUCAGUGCAUCUUUCUUUCUUUCCUUCUUUCUUUUCAACAAUAGACUUUUGUAAACUGCCACAGAAAUGAUUUGGACCAAUGGCGAUAGAUUUAUAUUUUUAUUAAGUCUGUAGUGUCUUAUCUCUUACACAUUCCUUUAUCGCAGGGUAGAAUGAUGCUGUCUAUUAAAAUGAAACGCAUACAGGAAUAUUUUACAAACAGUCUAUAAUUGGCAAAAACAGUGGACGCACACGACCAGGAAAAUAAAAGGGGAAUCAGCAUGCACAAGAACCUCGUUUUUGAUGGCGCAUUUAAACCGAAAAAUAAUAAUAACAAUAAUAAUAAUAAUAAUAAUUUAAAAAUACAGCCGAGCUGCCAGCAAAAUUAAAAGCACACUGCUCGCAUUAUUUUUAAGUUACUAGUUUUUUUUUUGUUUUUUUCUCGAGAUUUUAUUAGUUUGAUUUUAUGUUUAAAUGUAGGAAUACAGUGUAUAUUUAUAAUUUUUUUGCAUGUGGAAAAGGGACCAGAUCAUCACCUGGAGUGUGUCUGUAUAUGUUUGUGUGAGUGUGCAUGUGUGUGUGUGUGUGUGUCUGUGUUUGUUGAUUUUAGCUGUCUAGUUUAUACACUGCCAAGCACCUGGGGGGGAUUUUUUGUGUGUUUUUCCCGUCCCUUUAUGUCCACACUGCUCAUACCGGUUUGCUUUUAUGCAUACAGUGAUAUAACAUAAUGCCACCUACGCACACACAAACACACACACACACACACACACACACACACAGACACACAUAUACAGGACUUCAGUCACGUAGGACCGAUCUGUCAGCAUGAAAUGAGCCAGUGAUGAUGUGCUGAGCCACACGUGAUCAUUUUUACCACACACACACAAACACACACACACACACACACACAAUUGCCCCCUCCAUUCUGUUCAUAUCUCCCCUCCCCCAUGGCCAUAUGUACAGUUCGCCAUUGGAUUAAACGACAAGGACUAACAGGCGAAGGCUAGUGUGGCUUAAAGGAAUAAGACUGUGUGUGUGUGUGUGUGUGUGUGUGUGUGUGUGUGCAGGAGCUGAGGAGGUGCCAUCUUUGAUGUUCUUAAUCAUGUUAUUUCAUAAGAAGAACAGUGGCAUAAAAAAUCUGUGUUCCAAUAAUUUUGCCUGUUAUUUGCGUAGUCAUGGAAUAAAACCUCCAGAAACUAUGCUAUUCAAUUAUGCUAGCUAGCUAACCCCUAGCUUCCACUUUAGCUAAUUUCCAUGCUGUGUAAUGGCACUGAGACUGCAUAAAAACCGUGCAGAAAAUAAUUUUUUUUAUUAUUCUGCCCAUCAGUCAUCUAGUUAUACUCUAUAAAAAAAAUUCAAGGGCAGUGCUCGCUAUCUAACUAGCUAUCUUGAUGUGAAAUUUAUAGCUAUGGCUUUACCUCAUUUAGUGGUACGCAACAGCACAGAGACGGCGUAAAAUCCAAAAACAACAGGUUAAAUAAUUCUUCUUCUUGUAUUUUCCCCCAGCAAUCGAUUAGUUGUGGAAGAAACCAUGCUGAAACUAUGCUAACUAGCUUGCUAGCUAUUAUUAACCUAUAGCUAUAGCUUGUGGAGGUCUGUGUUCAUUUCCACUCUGUUUUUAACAGCGUUACUGUUUCCAUCUUGUAUGGACGAUUGUAUGGAGCAUUUUUUUUUAAAUGAACACUCACUCAUUCAUUAAUCCCAGAACAGAAACGAUUUAAACUGACCAAAGACCUCGUCGUCUUGCUAACGCUGCCAAACUGCCAUCAAAAACAGGUUCGGGGACAAAGCGUUUUCCUUUCACGCCUCAGUCUCCUCUCUCGGACUCGUCUCGGGUUAAAAGCCCCAACCUGCUGAUCUCAGACUUUAUUUUUAGUGGACCUAAUUCAAGAAUAAUAAGUGGUGAUGAUGAUGGUGAUGAAGGUGUCCGCUAGUCUUAGCCACUCAACACUAAUAGCACAACUCUUUUAUUUCUCCUUUCUCCCCUUGUGAUGCUGAUUUAUUUGUAGCUGUUAAAAAAAAAAGAGAAAUGACUAUAUUGUGUUCGGUGUUGUGCUGUGGGGUGAAUCUGGGGGACGGGGGUCCCCACUUCUUCAGGUACAUCCAAAAAUUGACAUAUUGAAAUUAGGCUGAUUUGUUUAGCAUCGGGGUAGGACUCAUACACGACGGACAAAUCACAGAAAGGAUCUGAAGUGGAAUUAAUAAAAAAAUGGAUGUAUGUGCGAUUGACUUGAUUUCUGUUCCCUUUGUGAAGGUGAGUGUGUGAGUGUGUGUGUAUGAAGCCAUUCCUCUGUGUAUUUAUUUUAGGUUUAACAGUGUGUGUGUGUGUGUGUGUGUGUGUGUGGAUGGAGGGGGAACAGGCACGGGUAACUUCACCGCUCCAGUCUGGUUAAGUUCGUGCAUCUUCUUGUGCGUCAUCGGAGGGAAGUUUUAAAAAAAUGUUUUAAGAAAAAGGACGCACAACUUCAUCGGAUUGGCUGUAACGUUUUACCGUCCCACACAUGACGUACUUUUGUUUUAAACUCAAUUUGACCUUAUUUUAUAUUUUAUUUUUUUAGAUGUUAGUAAAGGCCACUUCAAGGAGCAGUGGGUCAGUUUCGCUUUGGGGAAAGAGGAAUGAUUUCUAUUUUAUUUUUAUUUUUAAUUAGAGGAAAUGGGCGGGGUGAAAUAAUUCGAUGACGCCAUAAUGGAAACUGGAAAAAAAAAGUCUUGUUUUUUCAGGUUCUGUUUGAGGAAUAGAACGUUAGAGGCUGCAUAUUUGUGCGUCUUAAAACAGAAAUGCAUCUGAGAGGCAAUAUGUGAAGGUUUUUCAGGCAUCCGGGUCACGAUGGAUGUCUCGUAGUAGCAAAUAAAAGCGACAGGACUUGUAUCUCAAUGGCGUUUCACUACUCGCCCAGGGCAUGUUAGGAAAUUUGUACUCAUAGUCUGUUUAGCUAGCUAGCUUAUUACAAUAUUAUUGAUGUCACACUUUGACGUAACCAAUCAUGGUUGGUUCUUGUCUGCCAGGAUGUUUAGGAAUUUGCUAGGUCUACGUCAAACUUAGCUAAAUAAUAAACAAUCCAAACCAUGAUGCCAUUAUGAACAUGGAAGAAACUGCAACGAACCAUACACCAGUUUUCCCCAUCAGAGUAUCCAGUCUCCUGGAUUCGCUACUACGAGACAUAGAACUAAGCCUGGUUUCUGAAACUAUUUGUAUUUAAUUUCUUUAUUUAUUUAAUUCAGAAAUGUAGAUUUGCGUUGCUCCUGUUCGUCUGGCCUUUUCGGAGGGACUUGGUCGGAUAAACAUGGGCAACACAGCCUACAAAGCCAGAUUUUAUUUAUUUAUUUAUUUACUCUAUCCACAUAUUUGUCUUCACCUUUUCGGAUAUUAAACAGGACAAAGUACAAUGUUACCGGAAAACCGUUCGAUAAUCAGACAUCCACUGAAACAGUUGUAGAGUAAAUCUGUCAAUGUCUAAUUAUAUCGAUGAACAUCUUGGGAUUAUAUAUAAAUAUAUAAAUAUAUAAAUAUACAUAUAUACUGGGGAAAAUAAUGACAUUAUGAUGACCUGUGUUUAUUGUUCCGAGUUAGAAAUUACAAUGUGUGUGUGUUUGAAAACAAUGACAAUGUUCAACAUAAAUUAAAUAUAUGAUU